Prorocentrum cordatum is the source of this 2744-nucleotide messenger RNA. The record is from the annotation of a GenBank genome assembly. NCBI's taxonomy places the organism in Eukaryota, Dinophyceae, Prorocentrales, Prorocentraceae.
AUGGCCCCACGAUCCAAGUCGCGGGAUGGAGGCUGGGCUUGCAGCGGUUGCAAAACUCGGAAUGGGGCAGGCUACGACUUCUGCUGGAAGUGCUGGAAGGUUCGAGACUCCGCGAAGACCGCGAACCACGGUGCGACCAGCACCCAGGACGAUGCUGACGCCGACGAUGCCACCAAAGCUAAGCUCAAGAAGUUACGGGUGCACCUGGCAGAACUUCGAAAGCAUGCGGAGGACCCAGACUUGGCAAAGCACGUCCAGGGCAACAUCGACAUCGUACAGGAGGAGGUUGAUGAGUUGCAGGCAGCUGUCGACAACGGCAGCGACAUCCCUCGUUGCUUCUCGGAGUGUAAGCUCGUACGAGAGAGGAACAAAACGCAGGCACAGCGGGAGCGCACCCAGGAGCGGGUCGAGAAGCUGGAGGAGGAAAUCAAGGAGGCCCAAGAGAAGCUCGAGAAAGAGAAAGCACUCUUGGCCAGACAAGAUGAGAAGCUGCAAAAGCAGAACGCCCGCAUCGAGGAGCUCAGCGUGCCCAAGGAAGGCAAGGGCUGGGGAGCGGCCGUGUCCUUCCUGGAACAAGCGAAAAAGUGCCUGCGCGAGCAGGAGACAGACACCAAUAUCGCCGAAGCCCUCAAGCACGCGCAGCAGCAGCACACCGCCGAGGAGGAGCGGGCUGCCGCGGCAGCAGCGGCAGCAGCCGCCAAGAGGGAGGCCGACGCAGCCCGCGAGGCCGCCCAGGACAAGCAGCAGAGGAACAAGCGCAGAGCCGAGGAGGAGUUCAAGCAGAAGCUGGUCUCGUUCCCCCAGAACGCCGACGUGGCGCAGAUCACCAAGGUCAUGCACGAGGCGGGCUGUACGGCCGAGCAGAUCGAGCGCCACAGGCCUCAUCUUCUUCCUCUGCUGGCUGGCAUGCAGCCAGACACCUCGCUCACCAUCAGCAAGAGUAUGUGGACGGGGUUCUGCACAAUCAGCACGAACCCCACCGGCACGCUGGAGCGCACCAUGCGGGCCACCAGGUACACGCACAAGUAUCGCACUGUCAUGGCGAAGGAGCUGCAGGCCAACGAGCACAGCAUCUCCUGCGUCAUCCAACGGAUGCAGAAGGAGGGCUGGAGGCCGGGCACCGUGCCGAGCGUCCGCACCGCGCGGGGAGGCUGGAGAGCACAGGUGCCCCUGGCGACCGCGCGGCCAAACAACAUGAGCUACGCCAGGGGGCCCGACACGAGGGGCGACUCGCCCCGCGAGUCCAAGGGCCGCCGCGCGAAGGGCAGGAUGCAGGCUAUCGGCAAGGAGGGCGCCACCGCAGGCACGGCUUACCUCUGGGACAGCGAGGGCACCCCGCGGAACUUCACCACGGCCGCCGCAGGGGCGGGGAAGUACUGGAUCCAGGGCGGCGACGUCGACAUGGACCCAGCAGAGCUACAGCACAUUGGGGUGAUCAACAGGAUGGAAGGGGUCAUCGCGUUCGACACUUCGCGCGGCUCGCGCGUCACAUUGGGGGAGGCACGGUGCCGCGACUACUUCAUCAUACCCAAGACGCUCCUGGACGGCCCGCCCCACGAGGCCGCGCAGGACCAGUACAACAUGUCGGAGGAAGUGGACCGCUGCGGGGGGAACCUGGGCAACACGCACGAGGAGCACUCGAGCAAAUACCCCAACUACGUCGGCCAGGACGGGCAAGAGGGCAAGGGCCACCUGGUCUGCGCCCAGAACAACGCCAAGGGCAUCCUUGGGAAGGACAGCAUCGAGCCGCUCCUCGAGCGGGACUACCUAGCAUGGCGCGCGGUGCCAAAUCAGGAGGAGGGCAACGUAGACGCCAUGGGCGAGCAGGAGAACUCCGACAACCUGGACGAGUUAAGCCACACAGGACGCCGAGUCGAGGGGGACACUACGAGCCUCCCAGAGAAUACUCCUCGGCGGACCCCCGCUGUCCUCGGCCUCACGGCUUCGCAGGACUGCCCGUUGGUCGGGGCGGAAGCGGCAGGAGAGCGCCGCCGACCGACGGGGCGGGGGCGACGCACGGACAUCGAUUGGGGCAGGGUGGCGAUCACAGCCGCCUGGAUCGACGCCGAGCACAUCACUCAGAGAGACUUGCACUACGUGGACAGCGUGGCCAAGCUCAUGUGGGAGACCAACCGCAUGCCCUACGCGAGGCGUUGGGGGGCGGCCAACAAGCGAGCCCAUGACUGGGCGCGCCGAGGGGGAUCGCGGGAACGCGCGGCACGGCCACAGGCCCUCUACUGCGAGGCCGCGCGGGCCGACGGGCACCACCACGAGGGGACCUACUUCGGCCUGAUCAAGUGCUUCGAGUGGGGUACUCAGCGGAAGGUACGGGAGGCGUCGCAGCGAUGGGGCGCCAACCCAAGCAUCAUGCGGACGGACCGCAAGCUGUACAGCGUAGGGCGGCACAGCGUCCUGGACGGGGGCUACACCGAGGGCAAGGCUGGGCAGCGGGGCAUCGAGGCGGACAGCUGGCACAUACCGUUCGGUCGCAAGAUGGUCAUCAUCCUCGAGCUGGACAGGCUGGCGUACCAGGUUUUCUGGGCGAACACGCGCCUCUUCGUCGAGGACCGUGCCGCGGCCACGUACGGCAGGCACGAGCACGUCGGCGAGGACCACCCGCAGCCCAUCGCGGCCGUGAGCUAUAGGUUCGAGACGACCCUGGACAUGGCGGUCUCAAGCGGCACGGAGGCGAAGACGGCCACCCUGGCCUCCUCCGCCGCGGGGAGAGAUCGCAUCAACAAGAG